AUGAUUCUCUCGAUUGUUUUCUACCUAUCUGUGCUAUUUCAAUUUUCCGAAUCUACACCAGUCAGAACAAUUUUAUGUUGUUGUGGAUGUACUGAACAUCCAUGUCCAAUGGUUGGACCUAAUUGUCCACCACCAACUACAAUUUGUACAAAUAGUUCAAGUGAUAUUCAAUGUUCGGAAGUUCAACAUCUUUUCGAUAUCUCACAUAACUAUGAUGAUUUAGAAGAUAGUACAGAAGAUAUUUCUGCGCGUCUCUUACCUAGUCUAGAUUCAGUAGAUCUUGUACUUCACAAUAAUCUUGAUGUUACUCCUAUGCAGAAAAUUGAAGGAAUGAUGGGAACACUGGAAUCUACAAUUCAUCAAUUAAGAUCCGAAAUAUCAAAACUUGAAACUACUUCCUCAAACUCAACUCAAAAAGCCAAAAAGGGUAGGUCCACGCCGGGUUCGAACCGGCGACCUUCUGCGUGUGAAGCAGACGUGAUAACCACUACACCAGUGGACCAGUUGGCUAGACAGACAAAAAAGACCUUCACAUUAUUUCUCCACUCUUUUUGUUUGCAGAUCGAUGCAUCGCUGCAGCCAGUGAGAAGAACGACGAGAGAGAAGAGACUGGCAGACAUGUCAGAGAAUUGCAAUGAUGACAAGUUGAAGAAGAUUAUUAUGGAGGUUGGAAAGGGGUUUGGUUCGAAAAUUAAGAUUGUGACCCAGUGAAAAAAAUUCUGAACCACAGAAGAAUAUACCAAUUUGGGAUACAUUUUAUUUUUCUCGAAAUUUUGAAAAAAAUGUUAUCAAAAAAUCGUGAGAAUUUUGACGCUAUCAGUGUUUUUUCUCAUUUAUUACAAAACAAAUUUCAUUUCCAGAACAUCAAAAAAGAUGCAAAAUCAUCCAAACGCGAAAUCCAAAAAGCUGCCAACAAACAAUUCGGAGGACAUUUCAAUGUGAUUUGCUCACCUUGCGAGUUUUCAUUCGUCGUCGCCUCUCAAAAAUAUUGUGAUGGAUUCAAAGACAAUGUUGCCUGUUUUGCAUUCCUUCAACCACCAACAAAACUCAAAAUUGAAGAAUAA
Messenger RNA from Caenorhabditis angaria, 1064 nucleotides. Lineage: Eukaryota; Metazoa; Nematoda; Chromadorea; Rhabditida; Rhabditidae. The record is from the annotation of a GenBank genome assembly.